GUGAUGCAUCCUGUAGGUCUGGGAUGACUGUGUGUGACUGACGUUCUUGAUUCAUCAUCCAACAACCUCAUGGGCAGCAAGGAUAUAUAAGCUGGAUCACACCUGCUCAACAAUAACCACUGGAGACCUCCGCCAACUAACCUCAGCCUGUUACCAAAGUCCAGGUGCCUUCAGCGACUCCACAGCAUGCUGCCUGGGAGAGCGGCUAAUGUCCGGCACUGUGUCCUGACGAGCCGCUGGCUGCCCGCAGUCCUGGCACUGCUCCUCCUCCUCUCCUCCAGCAUCAGCAGCGCUCACAGCACCACGGUGGAGCACGACUUCCACAUCGUUCACAAUGUGGACAACAGAAGUCCAGAGAUAGACCCAUUCUGGUACGUAGGGCGCGGGGUGAGACCCAUCGGCCGCUUUGGGAAGAGGCACAGCGUGAGGGCUCUGGGCAGCAGCGGGAUGCAGCCGGUCGUCAGGACGCUGGAGCUGCUCCUCAACAGCCUCAGAAACAGGGAGAACCUCGAGAAAGCGCUGGACGGAGAAAACAGGGAUUGGUUACCAUGACAGCGUGUCCUCCCCCCUCAAAUCAUAAACUCUGAGUGUCUUUAUUUUUUAUUUUGAUUAAGGUUACUGACUCUGUAUUUCUCUCUGGUGUCUUUUCUGAGGCCUUGGUUGACAUGAAAUCCCUCUUCAAAUCUAUUUGUACAUAAAAAUGUAUUCUAUAUUGGUUAAUAAA
Messenger RNA from Hippoglossus stenolepis (Pacific halibut), 724 nucleotides. It is a transcript of the gene prlh2, whose product is annotated as prolactin releasing hormone 2. The record is from RefSeq and is a predicted model, not a curated record. Gene Ontology annotation, molecular function: hormone activity. The transcript has 3 exons. Lineage: Eukaryota; Metazoa; Chordata; Actinopteri; Pleuronectiformes; Pleuronectidae. Bases 187 to 552 code for a protein of 121 amino acids.